Stegostoma tigrinum is the source of this 3250-nucleotide messenger RNA. It is a transcript of the gene bora, whose product is annotated as bora aurora kinase A activator. Gene Ontology annotation, biological process: activation of protein kinase activity; regulation of mitotic nuclear division; regulation of mitotic spindle organization. The transcript has 15 exons. Gene Ontology annotation, cellular component: cytoplasm; nucleus. Bases 814 to 2709 code for a protein of 631 amino acids. The record is from RefSeq and is a predicted model, not a curated record. Gene Ontology annotation, molecular function: protein kinase binding. NCBI's taxonomy places the organism in Eukaryota, Metazoa, Chordata, Chondrichthyes, Orectolobiformes, Stegostomatidae.
AUCAUAUUCGCAUGUCUGAACGGAGAUCACCUCUUCUGGUCACCGAGGAACACAGGAAUUUGGAGUGAUGAAGCCGCGAUCAACUCCCUUUUAAUGACAUGGAGGAUCGGUAGGAAGACAAGAACCGCCAACUUCAACACGAAAUCACUCGGUUCUCUCUCACACUCACCGUCCAUGGUCUCCCUCACCGCGUUCAGGUUAGCAGCGUUCGCCAUUGCUCCACCUUUCACCCGGAACCACAGCCGCCCGGUCCCCGCCCAUUACAUCACCACAUCUUUAAAAAAAACUAAACUAGUCACCGUAGCAAGCAGGAAACUGUGGUAAUAAAUCUUGUGAAAUAACCGGUCGGCGUCCAACCGAUGAAACGGGAUCGACUUAUUAUCACUGUGAAGGUUUUCCUCUGGGUCAGCGGCCGUUUAGAAUCUUGGCUGCCGUUUGAAUCUGAUUGGUUGAUGCUGGCGCGCACCCGCCGAUUGGUUGCCGUCUCACCGCCCAAGGAGACAUUCCGAUUGGCUAACGAUAACUGAGACCGGUAAUUGGCUAUAUCCCUUGCCAAUGUUUGUGUUUCUUUGGCUGCCACCAUCCAAACCAGGUGAUUGGCUGGCUGCGUUCGCUGCGGUAGCCGCUGAUUGGCCAGCGGCUGCGGGAGGGACAUUCAAGGCAACGAACUCGGUGAGAGGAAUAUUGAAGGUAUUACCAGAUCUACUGAGAUUCUACAGCAUUUCCGGUUGUUGUUUCCAGUUUCCAAUAUCUGCAGUAUUUUGUUUUCAUUAAAAGAAAGUGGAAAGGUUCUACUUACUAUAAGGAAGAGGAAUGGGAGAUUUGAAGAGUGAGACCAGGGUACAUGUAACACCAGACACACCCGGGCGACCUCCUGUUUCAAAUCCUUUUGAGAGCCCCAGUGAUUAUGCAACAUUGCAUGAACCAGUAGUCCCUAGUCCCUCUGUCUUCAAAUUAGUGAAAACACCUGAUUCACAGACACCUGGAAAAUUCAGAUGGUCCAUUGGAGAGCUUGCCAUCCUGCAUCCUAUUGAAAUUGAUCCAGAAGAUGUUCACCAGCAAUCUGCAUACAUGAGCUGCACCAGAUUAGAUAAUGAUAUUGAGGCAAGAAAACAAAAAGCCAUUGAAGAAUUUUUCUUGAAUAGUGUCAUUGUCCCUUCUCCUUGGACUCAACCUGAAGGGAAAGCGAUUCUACAAUCCCAUCGAAUCAAAUGUUCAUCCUGGGAGAGGAAUUCUUCAGUUCUAACAAAAGAAUCUGUUACAUUACCUGGAAUGCAUAAUGCAGCUUGUCAGACUGUGUUGUCGUUACCUGUAGGUUUUGAUCUGGAGAAAAUAAUAGGUGAACAUUAUAAAUUGGAAGACCUUGCUGACCAAUCCCAUGAAAGUCUGAGUGCAUCUUCACUUCGGAGAAAGCUGUUUAUUGAUGGUGAAAGAAGCUACUCUGAUAGCUCCUCCCUCCCCUCUCCAGAAGAAAGUCCAUGUGGUGGAUCUGUUCAGCCUCACGUAAAUCUAAGGUCAUCGGAUUCCUCACCAUUUCGAUGCAAGAGCCCGACAAAAACUCCUAGUUCUGGGCAAUUUUCAUCAAGUCCCAUUCAAGAUGUUGGAAGAGCGUGUAGUUUAGGGAGCCUAACAAGCCCCAUGUUCCCAGGGAAGUCAUCACCGAAUACUGCAUCACCACCUUUGUCUCCGAUUGAACCUCAGUUUGACAAAAUGCCAGUUUCAGAAGAAAGGAGCUUUACUUCCAUGUCUCCUGUUGCUCCAGCUGCAGCUAUUUUAGAUGGGAAUUUUGACCACUGUACAGAAUCGCCUUUCAUAGAAGGAUGUUCACCAAUUAAAAUAUGUCCACCUAUGAAUCCCAGACUUCACAGUGACCUUUGUCACAUUUCUCCUCAAAAGUUAACUCUUCAGCAUGAACACAAAAAUGAGGAGAGAACACAUUCUCCAGUACAAGAAAUAGAUGCAGAAGUGUUCUCUUUAUAUUUGGGAGCAGAAAAUAAAACAUGUCUCAAUCUCUCGGAUGUCACAGAAAAUAUAAUAGUGCUUCAAGAUGAGAAUGAGGAUCAUACUGUUGAUAUGGCUGACCUAGGAGCACCUGAAGGCAAUGAUAGCAGUUGGGUAAAAGAAUCAGAAGGCAAUAUUAGUAUUCCAAGGACUAGCUCAACUGAAAUUGCAUUUAAUGUGGAUAGCCCUCACAUGUAUAUGUCACCUCUUGCAGAAAGCAGUGCUAUUCCUUCUGAGAGCAUUAGUAUGCAGGCUGAUAGUGGAUAUAAUACACAAACCACUUCUGCAAGUAGCCUAAUGGAUGCUAUUGGAACAGAUAGCCAGCUUGGUAAAGAGCAUUUGGAAAUGCAAUCUCUCGUUGGAACUUUCCCUUCAAAUAAGUUUAAUCUAAAAUCUAAGGAUGUCCUUUGCUCUGAGUGUAAAGAGAACAAAGAAGUUAUGGGAUUGAAUUCAGCUGCUAACUCAAAUAAACCCUUUCAUAUCAGUAGGCUGCGUUCAUCAUAUGAUAUGGUACUCAGCCAGAACAUCUGCUAUCUGAAUGCUUGGAAAAAUCCCUGUGAACAAACACUGAAUAGAAUUUUUCAAAAGAAUGCAAAGUAUUCUCCAACCCUACUACGUGACGAGAGACCAUGUUUCAUAAAACAACCUCUUGAAAUGACUGUGGAGGAACCUGAACCCAUCACUGAUAACCCGAUGCCUGUGUUUUAACUGAGUCAUUAAUACAAUAUUAAGUAAUCUUUGUUGAAUUUGAAAGGAUUUAAGUGAUUUUGUAAGUGCUACAAUUGGCUUGAUUCAUUAAUAACCUGAAAACAUCUGAAGCACAAUUAGAAUGAGUGACAACGAACUUGACCAGCACUUCUGAAAACAUUAAUUGCAUGUAAUCAAAAAGAUGCUAUUGAUAAAGUUCCUGAAUUUACUGAUCAACUACCCAUAAAAUCAUGCAUUUAAAGCAGCAGCCUCAGGUUACGCAUAGCUUUUUUUCACUCAAAUUUAUGCAUAAGCAAAAAUCCCCAAUAGUCAUAUUUGUCUUAUGGCCAGGUAUAUAGUGUUUUUUUUAAUCUAAGAAAAUAAAGAACUUUUUGAACAAUAUCUGAAGUCGGUGGCCAUUUACCGUCCUUUCAAUGACUUGUCAUCUGGCUCUGACUAGAAACAUUUAAAUCAGGAUCUUGGCAUUCUAAGAAUUGUUAAAUGAGCUUGGAUGCAUAGAAAAGCUGGUACAAUCAAUCAAGUUUAAAUUUAAACAUUAAAA